AUGUCCAAGCUAAAUAGAGAUAUUCUUUAUCUAAUAUUUGAAGAAUUACAAGAUGAUAUAAGGACCCUUUAUUCAUCUCUAUUGGUCAACAAAACAUGGUGUGAAAUAAUCGUUCCAAUUUUAUGGAAAAAUCCUUGGAAGUAUUUGACGGAUAAAAAUGACUACUUACUAGUUGACGUAAUUAAUUCACACUUAUCGGAAGAAUCUAAAAAUAAUUUAAUAAUUCAUGGUAUUAAUUUUUUUACAACUUUUUCUCAAAAACCCUUAUUUAAUUAUUUCAGUUUUUGUAAACAUUUAAAUUUAAGUUCGAUUGAUAAGAUAAUUAAUAGUACUUUUAAAUUUUAUUACUCUUACUCUGAAUCGAUUGUAUCAAUUAUUAAAAAUGAGAUAUACAAUCUUUUUAUCAAUGAAAGUACAAAGUUAACACAUCUUUAUAUACCUCAACAUUUUGAUUAUCAAAUUCAUCUUAUUCCUGGAGCUAAACACUGUUUUUCAGAAAUUAUGUUCCUUAGUUGUAAUACUAGAGUAAAUGACAGCGUAUUAAUGGGAUUAGCAGGAAUAUGCCAAUCAAUUAAAGAAUUGGAACUUUUUGUUGACCUGAGAAAUAGUAGCAAAAACAGUUAUGGGAUUAUUAAAUUAAUUGAUGCUUCUAAAAAAUUAAUUGAUGUUCGUCUAUUAACCAUUAAUGCUAUAUUUUCAUUAUGUACUUAUCCAAUCUUAAAUAAUCUAUAUUAUAUUGAAGAAUCAUUUCAUAUAAUUCUUGAAAAUUCAUUAAUGAAACAUGCACAUACUAUACAAUACUUUAAGAUAAAUACACCACCUGCUACAAAAAUUCUUUCAACUUUGGUAAAUUUAAAAAGAUUAGAAUUAAAUAAAAUUAAUCACAAUAUAAAGUUAAAAUUUAAUGGCCUAGAAAAUAAUAUAUCCCUACCUUCGUUACAAAUCUUAAAAACUGAUAUUUUUCAGAUCAAUACUUUAAGAAAUUUAAUUGUUAAUACAAAUGGAAAUCUUACUAAAAUAAGUAUUGAUUAUAUUUUCCAUAGUGAGACUGAUAAUGAAAAUAUUAUUAAAGCUAUUUAUCAAAGUUGUCCAAAUCUUAUGUUUCUUAAAUUAGUGUUUAGAAUCGAAAAUAUUUUAGAAUUAGAAAAACUUUUAAUUAAAUGUCAGUAUUUAAAUGGAUUCUAUUUUAAAAUCUUAAAUUUAUUAGAUUUGGAUAAAUUAUUCGAAAUGUUAACUAGAUCAUCACCAACUAGUUUAUUUAAGUUUAAGUUUAAUAUUAUUUCUCGUGAACAAAUUACUCCAGAAAUUUUUAAAUUAUUUAUUAAUAAUUGGAAAGGAAGACAUCCCAUGUUAUUACAAAUUACUCCAUAUGAAUAUACUGAUUUAUUUGAUCCAGAAAUUAUUAAAAGUUUUGAUCAUUUGCGGAUUAAUUCUGAAGAUUUUGAAUGGUAAAAGAGAAAUUUUAUUAAUAGGCAUAGUAAAUAAGAGAUAUAUUUAGAUUAUGCAAUAGUCAUUUUGUUCACGCUUUUUUUGUUUAAAAUAAAGGGCAAUUUUUAAAUUCUUAUAU
Molecule: messenger RNA, 1567 nt
Organism: Rhizophagus irregularis DAOM 181602=DAOM 197198
Lineage: Eukaryota; Fungi; Glomeromycota; Glomeromycetes; Glomerales; Glomeraceae
Source: RefSeq, a predicted model, not a curated record